CGUCAAAAGUUAUCGUCGGAAAAUUUGUUGACGCCAGAAGUAAAAAUGGUAAAAAUUACAACCCAAAUCCAAAUGCGACGGAUGGUCGAGCUCAUGGAGGAAAACGAGCACCUCGCAAAAAACUACAAAAGAGGUUAUGAAAAGUCUUUGGGGUGGGAGUCUGUUGCUGAGAUUUUAAAUAGUCUUGGGCCACCUAUGAGAAAAGGAAAGGAGUGGCAGAAAGUCUGGUUUGACGCCAAGUUUAAAGUUAAACAAAAGCUCUUGUUUAACAAAAAAGAAAAUGAAGCUACAGGAGGAGGGCAAUACAAAAAAAAAACUUUUAAUGACUUGGACGAAGCCAUAAUAAGGAUAUUGUCGUUGGACUUGGUAGUCAAUCCGACAGGAUACGCCGCAGGUGGUUCAUUUCAUUUUGCGUCCCGAUCCCCAAUCGCCCAAUCGACCCCGCUGAAAUCUGCAAAUGUUUCAACGGCAAAUAUUACAAUAGCCACAAAUGCAUCAUCGUGCCCAGUAAAUGAUAUGCCUAUUGAAAUAAUUAGCGGGGUCGAUGAUGAUUUGACACACAUUUUGGGCGAAUUUGAGAAGCAGGAAAAUGAUGAAGAGUUGUGUGAUGAAGCUCCGAGGCCCAGACCAAUAAAAAAGGAAAAGGAAAAUGUUUUUGAAACUAUGCUGAAAAAACAAACUGAGGUUCAGGAAAAAUUAUUUUCUAAAAUGGAAGAAACCUUGAGAGACAUAAAUCAAAAGCUGGGAGAAAAUGUGACAUCGAUUUCUGGCAUCGAAAAGCAUCUCAAUGAAUGUGCAAGAUAUGAAAGGAAAAACUUUCAUCUCCGAGAAGAGAAUCUUAAAAUGGUUAAGAUACAAAUGGAGCGCGAUGUCAGGCAAAGAGUGCAAUCGAAUAAUUUAAAAAUAAAAGACUUGGAAGUUAGAAAGAAGCAGCUUGAACUCGAGGAACGUAAACUUGUUUUAAUUAAUUACAUACUUUGAAUCGGGCAAAUCAAAAGGAUUUGCUUUAGAUCGAAUAUAUCUUCUAUGCACUAUCAAAUCUUGCUUUUUUUUUCUUCCUCUUCGUCGUCACUACGAAUCCACGAAAAAUAACUUGCUACACUAUACAUUUUUCCGUUUCUUUUUGUAUUUACAAGAAAUUUAAACAAAUUUUACAAAUUAAAUUUCAGAAAAGAAAUU
Eupeodes corollae is the source of this 1179-nucleotide messenger RNA. RefSeq lists its product as uncharacterized. The record is from RefSeq and is a predicted model, not a curated record. The coding region runs from base 46 to 981 and encodes 311 amino acids. NCBI's taxonomy places the organism in Eukaryota, Metazoa, Arthropoda, Insecta, Diptera, Syrphidae. The transcript has 3 exons.